UAUGAUUCCAUACGUUCCUGGUGACAUUAAAUCAGAUUUUUAUAUAUCAGAAAUAGAAUCACAAAUUGAGCAUUUAGACACCAACCAAGUUUUAAUUACCAACUUAUCAUCAACAAUUUCCUCAAAGAAUUUAAUUUUUAUUGGAGACGUUCAUGGAUCAUUGAAAGAACUUAAGAAACUUUUAAAAAAAAUUCAAUAUAAUUCAACGAACGAUCAUUUGAUAUUUGUUGGAGAUCUAGUAGCUAAAGGCCCCGAAUCACUAGAAGUUGUUAGAUUGGUUAAAGAAUUAGGAAAGCUUUAUGAAUUCAUUUCUUCGUGCCCUAUCGUGAUUGACAUCCCAGAACAAGAUAUAUAUGUAGUUCAUGCGGGUCUUUUACCAGACGUACCUAUUGAUCAACAGAAUCCAGAAGACAUGAUGACUAUGCGGUCUUCGUUAACACCAAAAACAGUCAUAUAUGGUCAUGACGCAUCACGUGGGUUAAACAUUAAAGAAUUCACAUUUGGAUUGGAUUCAAGAUGUGUUUAUGGUGGGGAAUUAACUGCAUUGAAAUGGAAUGAAGGAAAAAGUAUUCACA
This is a messenger RNA of Racocetra fulgida, 575 nucleotides long. Lineage: Eukaryota; Fungi; Glomeromycota; Glomeromycetes; Diversisporales; Gigasporaceae. The record is from the annotation of a GenBank genome assembly.